This is a messenger RNA of Drosophila hydei, 1526 nucleotides long. RefSeq names its product dopamine N-acetyltransferase (gene AgmNAT). The record is from RefSeq and is a predicted model, not a curated record. Lineage: Eukaryota; Metazoa; Arthropoda; Insecta; Diptera; Drosophilidae. Gene Ontology annotation, molecular function: N-acetyltransferase activity. The coding region runs from base 52 to 705 and encodes 217 amino acids. The transcript has a single exon.
GCGAUCUGUUAACCCAAACAGUUGUAAGAAUUUACCUGAUAUUGGCUGGCAAUGAGUGCAACAGAGAAAAGUGACGAUUUUGAGAUUCGUGUGGCUGGAGUGGAGGAUGGCGAUAGAAUGAUGCAGUUCCUCCAUCUACACUACUACCGGGAGGAGCCCCUUACUGCCGGUUGUGCGCCUCCUGAGCCGGACGAGGAGGAUCAGAAAUUCCUGCUCUCCAAUUUGCCGCACGGCACCUGCCUUUUAAUGUUUCACAAAGAUCGUAUUGUGGCCGUCGCUGUCGCAGGUCCCAAGGGGCCCGACGAGGCGGAACAUCUGUUCGAUGAGGCUGCAAAGCUUGCCGGCAGCAAAUGGGGUCGCAUUUUGGGCAUUUUGGCCAGGGCUGAACGUGAUGCAAACGUCUUCAGUCGCUACGGCGUGGACAGAGCUAUCCAUUUGCACGCCCUCGGCGUGGAUGAGCAAAUGCGUGGACGUGCUAUAGGUGAGCGACUCGUGAACGCCCUCGCUGCCCGGGGCAAAGAGCUGGGCUAUCAACUGCUUACCGCCGACUGCUCCAGCUACUACUCCAGCCGUCUGAUGAAGCGCCUCGGCUACGAGCUGGUCAACAGCAUACCCUACGCCAACUACGUGGACGCCGCUGGGGAGCAGCUCAUUCGACCACCUGCACCCCACAAGGCCUUGGAGACACUCGUUCUACGUUUAUAGCUCCAUUUCGCAAGAAACUCUUAUCAAAGCGAGAUAGAAUGAGGGGGAGACCUUAUCUAAAUUAUAAAUGAAAAGCAUUGGCCCAAGACUUAUCAUUAAUAUUUUACAUUAGAACAAAUACUAAGUUAUUGGACGCACAAGAAAUCAAUGAUGUAAUUGGGAAUUGCAUAUGUAUGUGUAUAUGUAAAUAGUGCGACAAUACUAAUUAUCCUAAUUAUACAAGAGCUAAUAUAUGUACUUAGUUGUAGUUAGAACUGUUACCUGUUAUAUACAAAUACAGUCUAGUUACCGUAGCAACUUGACCUUAAGGAAUGGGAGCUGCCGCGUCCUGCUCUUAGCUGCUUUAAAAUUAGCAACAUUGUUGACAGAUAGUCAAAGGAUGUGCGUGCUUUUCAUAAUUGAGUUCAGAUUACGCCGUAAGUCGUUGGAGAUGAUGAAAAAGGAAUCCUGCAGCAGGAUGCAAAUUAGACGGAGAAGGCAAACGUGAGCCUUGUUAGUGAAGCAGAAUGGUCAAUAAUAAAGUGUUAUAUAUGUAUGCGUAUAGAGUUUCAUUGUUACUUUGUACAUAGAUUGACAAUGCUGCGGAGGACAGUCUUGAAUUGCAGCUACAAACGUAUCAGCAAAUGUAAUCCGCAAAAAGGAAUACACAAAAGGAAGCGGCAAGGAAAUGUGGCCCACUCCAUGGCAUUGGUCAACGGAUUAUGGCGCUGUUCUUGAAUCCUGUUCAAGUGAAAUCGAGCGCAUGAAGUUUAAGUGCCGGCCAUUGUCCAACGAAAUUUGGCGUAAUUGGAGCAAAGCUUUUGGAGGAAACUGCGCGCGAU